GUGGGCGCAGCCUUGCAAAGGCACUGAAACUUGAACUCCACGACUCAAAGUUGUCCCUCUCUACUAUUAUAAGCAGACAUCACUCAGCCAGCUCAACACACAACAAUCUUGGCUGGCCACCAUGGAAGAAGAAAUUGCUGCAUCCGCCGUGUUUGUGCCGCCAUCUGUCCAAAUCCAUCAAGAGGACCUACUUCUCGGCCGCUCCUACGCGCACUACAGCGAAGUGCCAGCAGGUAUUGACGUUACCCGCGAGGGCAAUAAAUCUGAAUCAGGAACGCCGUGCGUGUUAGGCGUGGACGAAGCCGGUCGAGGUCCCGUCAUCGGACCCAUGGUGUAUGGGGUCUAUUACCUCCCAGUGGAACUUCAGCAGUCUCUUCUGGCCACUGCAUACCAUUUCGACGAUUCUAAAGUUUUGACACCGGCAUUCCGAGCAAACCUGAUGAAAGCAGUAUGCACGGCCGAGACGGAUCUAUUCAAAUCAUCCGGCUGGGCCAUUAAAUCCCUCAGCGCCCAGGACAUUGGCGCAGGCAUGUUGAAGAACGGCGGAUGUUACAAUCUCAACGCCCAGGCCAUGGAUGCCACCGUGGAGCUGAUCCGCGGAGUCCUCGAUAGAGGGGUCAAUGUGACGGAAAUCUACGUCGACACCAUCGGGAAGCCUGAAGUCUAUCAGAGGAGGUUAAGUCAGAUCUUCCCCACCAUCAAGAUCACAGUGGAAAAGAAGGCCGACAGUCUCUUCCCCUGCGUCAGCGCCGCAAGUGUAGUUGCCAAAGUGACGAGGGAUGUCAGUUGCGAAGCUCUCCUAGAAGCGUACGUCCAACAGAACCCGUCGUCGUCGUCGGAGGAGGAGCCCGUGACUUGGGGAUCCGGGUAUCCUUCCGAUGCCCGGUGCGUCAGCUGGCUGAAGUCGGCGAUCGAUCCAGUCUGGGGCUUUGGCAACGAAUGCAGGUUCAGCUGGGGCACUGUCAAGGACAUGCUGGAGCAGAAAGGCGGGCCGGCAACGAGAACAGACUGGCCAGACGACACUGCUGACGAGAACAUGAGACUGUCCCAUUAUUUCAGCUCGGAUGGGGCCACUGGACCAAAAUCUGAAGCUGAUCAACUACGGACCUGGUUUGGCACUGGGGUUGGGCAAGAAGCAUUUUGAGGCCGAAAUGUGGAGGGACUUAUAUACACCACCAGCUCCGCACUAAACACAUCCAAACGAAAGUUACGCCAUUCCAUGCCAGGGACACAGUUCUGCUCAUCUAUUAAAGCUUUGCUUUUGUCCACAGCCCCUUCAUCGCUCCCUCAAUGCCAGGGAGAUUCGCGGGACCAUCAUAAAUGUCCCUCUCCACUGCUCUGGUGUUGAUGUGCAACGGACCAAGAUCGGUCACCUUUGCCGCACCCAGCAACCGAGUUGCUGUAGCAGUCUCAUCCCUCAGGAUCUCCGGUACUCUCUCAACGCCUUGAAUUCCACCCGCUCCGAGACCAAACAAUGCGGCGCGGCCGAUGCCAACGGCUUUUGCACCUAGCGCCAGGGCCUUGACCACGUCAGUACCUCUCUUGAUGCCGCCAUCGACAACCACGUCCAGCUUGCUGAACACCUCGGGGCAGUAUUUCCUGAUUUCCAACAGGGUGUGGACGGCCGGCGGCGCCGUGUCUGCUGCUCUGCCACCAUGAUUUGAAAGUAUAAUACCCUUCACCUGGGGCGUGUGCUGGCUGGCAAUGUAUGCGUCUUCAUGACAUUGCAGACCUUUUAGGAUGAUGGGUUUGUUCGUGUGUUUCUUCAACCAAGGCAAGGUUUCCGUCCAGGUCAAAGUAGGAUCGGUGCCAAAGAAUAAGGAUUGCCCGAUACCACCACCUCCUUUCAGCUCCUGGCCACCGGCAUCUUUGAUGGCUUGGCUUGUGUCCUCAGCGACGAACUUUCCUCGUUCGUCAUGCUCUCGUUUGCCCGGAACCGGUGCGUCGAGGGUAAGACAGAUAAACUUGAUGGCGUCAAGCUUGUUGAUGCGUGCCAACAUAUCCUCCGACUUUUUACGCUCCGUCUGCACAUACAGCUGCCAUCCGAAAACCUGGGACGGGUCUGCGUCUUUGACGAUCUGCUCGGGCGUCAUACUGGCGUUGUUGGAGAUGAUCUGCAUGGUGCCAAACUUUUUGCAUGCUUGAGCAAUGCCCCAUUCGCCGUCGGGAUGGGCGAGUCGGGCCAUGGCUGCCGGGGCGACAAAGAUGGGGAUGUCGAGCUUAUGGCCGAGAAAGCUCGUGCUGAGGUCGCAGUCGCGGCAGUUGAUGAAGACGCGCGGCCGCAACAGGAUCUGGCGGUAGACGGUGUUGUUCAGGUGUUUGCUGACCAGGUCGUCGGCGGCCGAGUAGUAGUAGGCCCAGCCCUUUUUGGAUAUUUUCUUGGUGGCCGCGGCCUCGAUGUCGUCCAUGUUCAACAGAGCCGCCAGCGGCACUUCCACCUCGGGACUUGGUUCUGGGCCGACAUCCUUGGCCGCCUGGACGGGCUGCGGCAGCGUCUUGGGGUCGAUGGGUCCGAUGCGCGCGGAUUCGGGCAGAUUCUCCUCGAGCGUCCCCGGAGGGUGGAUGGGAUCGUAUUCUUCGGUGGCAUCUUUGCCGGCGAGCUUGAGGAUGAUGUUGGCGCCGCCAGGGUGUUCGGGCAGGAAAUCCGUCACGUCCCAGACAUAGCCGUAGAGGAUGACCCAGCACGAGUCUCGCGUCGUAUGUUUCUGCACUGUAUGAGAAGUCAGUAACGAAGAACCGUCUGUACUUCGAGUAAUGCAAUCACGAAUGGCGCAAGGUGUUGCGCAUUGAGGUUCACUCACCUUCGGCAUAAUCUAUCAGUUUCGACAUGGCUGCAAUAUGGCACUGCUGGUGGCAGGUAAUCUAGCUUGCGCAAAAAUGGACCACGACCAGAUCUCCGCGCCACCCAGCACUCAGCCCAGAAGAAACAAGUAGAGAACAGAAGCGGAAGACAGCAGUGGAAAAACAACAAAGAUCUAUUACUAGAUUCUACAACUUCAAGUACAGAACUUGAAUUGAAC
Exophiala dermatitidis NIH/UT8656 is the source of this 3020-nucleotide messenger RNA. RefSeq names its product ribonuclease H2 subunit A. Gene Ontology annotation, biological process: mismatch repair; DNA replication, removal of RNA primer. Gene Ontology annotation, molecular function: RNA-DNA hybrid ribonuclease activity; RNA binding. The coding region runs from base 122 to 1144 and encodes 340 amino acids. The record is from RefSeq and is a predicted model, not a curated record. The transcript has a single exon. Lineage: Eukaryota; Fungi; Ascomycota; Eurotiomycetes; Chaetothyriales; Herpotrichiellaceae. Gene Ontology annotation, cellular component: ribonuclease H2 complex.